AUGUACGUGAUUGGAUUCAUGUGCACUUUAGCUGCAUCCGCAGGGUACGGAUUGAUCCUUUCGCUUACACAACUAGCUUCCAAGAAGGUUGUGAAGAGUGAGAGUUUUAAAGCUGUUAUGGAUAUGAUAAUAUAUCAGUCACUGGUAGCUACUUGUGUUCCUCUAGUAGGAAUUUUUGCAAGUGGAAAGUGGAAUUGUAUAGAGAAAGAAAUGGAAGAGUAUGAGUUGGGGAAAGCAUUCACAGCAAUAGGUUGGCAAGUUUUUAAUAUUGGUUGUGUUGGACUUAUUUUUGAGAUUUCAUCUCUAUUUUCGAAUGCUAUAAGUGUUGUGGGUUUGCCUAUUGUUCCUAUACUAGCUGUGGUUUUCUUUCAAGACAAAAUGCAUGGGAUUAAAGCCAUAUCUAUGGUGCUAGCUGUUUGGGGGUUUAUAUCUUAUAUCUUUCAGCAGUAUUUGGAUGAAAGAAACGGCUAUGCAGAAAAGAGAAACACUCGUCGCGUUACACAAGGUACUUCACCUGUAGAAAUGGAUGAUUGUGGACACAGGUUAACCCAAUAA
This is a messenger RNA of Lathyrus sativus (Indian pea), 555 nucleotides long. The record is from the annotation of a GenBank genome assembly. NCBI's taxonomy places the organism in Eukaryota, Viridiplantae, Streptophyta, Magnoliopsida, Fabales, Fabaceae.